CUAACCUUGCAUCAAAUAAACCAUUACUACUUCACCUUGCCAGGCCGCCUGGGCAUGGGUUGCCCUCGAGAGCGAACUGUCGUCGCAACUCUGUCCAUGACCUUGCUCUUUCUCCUAGCCGACCAAGCUGGAGUUGUUUCCUGUCAUCCGUUUCCCGCCGUAGCCGUAGCGGCGAAGCAUCAGACGGCGGUGCAGGUCCGCAACCUCCUCAUCGACACCAGGAAGAGCAACCCUGGCGACGCUGCUGGCAUGGCGGCGUAUGGUGCGGAGAAGACGGAAGAAGCGGCACCGCCGGACCUAUGCUCGGGGGUCGUGGCGGUGUCCCAGGGCAGCGCGGGAAGCCUCUCCAACGGCACCCCGUCCUACAGCGUGACCAUCACCAACACUUGUCUAGGCUGCACCGUGCGCGACGUCCACGUCUCCUGCGGCGAGUUCGCCGCCCCCACGGAGCUCGUCGACCCCAGCGACUUCCGACGCUUGUCGUACGACGACUGCCUCGUCAAGAACGGCGGACCCAUGGGCCCCGGCGAGACCAUUUCCUUCGAGUACUCCAACUCUUUCAUCUACAAGAUGGACGUCGCCACGGUCUCAUGCGGCGACGUAUAGGUAUAGCUAGCAGGUGUUGUGUACCGGCGUCGUGUCUUGCAGGCACCGUCUUAUUUCCUCACCCGCUGUUGGUAAAUAAAAGUACGGAGUCGUAGCGUAGUAGCUAGCAGCUCACUAGUUCAGUAAGGAUUUGGCUUUGUUGGGAAGUCAAGACGAUAGUUGUAUGAGAUGGGCGUUAGACUUUGUUUGGGAAAGCUUCUAAGUGCUCUCUAAAUCCAUCAAAAUAACUAUAUACCUUUUUUCCCC
This is a messenger RNA of Zea mays, 852 nucleotides long. Its product is annotated as TPD1 protein homolog 1B. The record is from RefSeq and is a predicted model, not a curated record. The transcript has 3 exons. Gene Ontology annotation, biological process: cell fate determination. The coding region runs from base 55 to 606 and encodes 183 amino acids. NCBI's taxonomy places the organism in Eukaryota, Viridiplantae, Streptophyta, Magnoliopsida, Poales, Poaceae.